UCAUUGCUCCGGUUCCUCGCUGCCUGCUGGGGAAAACGUGGACACCUCUGAGCCUCACCGUCUUCAGUUGACAGUUUGCAGAGGAUCUAUGACCACAACAACUUCGAACAACUGACCUGUCGAAGAAUGGAGUACAUGCAAGCUCCUGCCACAAGCAGCCAGGGGAACAUCCUGUGCUGUACCUGUGGCAUCCCAAUUCCUCCCAAUCCAGCUAACAUGUGUGUAGCCUGCCUGCGUACGCAGGUCGACAUCUCAGAGGGAAUUCCUAAGCAAGUCACGGUGCAUUUCUGCAAGCAGUGUGAGAGGUACUUGCAGCCUCCAGCCAGCUGGGUGCAGUGUGCCCUGGAGUCCAGGGAACUCCUGACACUGUGCCUGAAAAAGAUCAAGAGCUCUAUGAGCAAAGUGCGUCUUAUUGACGCUGGCUUCCUGUGGACAGAACCUCACUCCAAACGGAUUAAGCUGAAACUCACCAUUCAGAAAGAGGUGAUGAAUGGUGCAAUCCUACAGCAGGUGUUUGUGGUUGAGUAUGUCAUCCAGUCACAGAUGUGUGACGACUGCCAUCGCGUGGAAGCCAAAGACUUCUGGAAGGCCGUGGUGCAAGUGAGACAGAAGACUGUUCAUAAAAAGACCUUCUACUAUCUAGAGCAGCUGAUCCUCAAACAUAAGCUCCACCAGAAUGCCCUCAACAUCAAAGAAAUCCACGAUGGGAUUGAUUUCUACUAUGGCUCCAAGCAGCAUGCUCAGAAGAUGGUGGACUUCCUCCAGUGCACCGUACCCUGCAGGUCAAAGACAUCCCAACGCCUCAUCUCUCAUGACAUCCAUUCAAAUACGUUCAACUACAAGAGCACCUACUCCAUGGAGAUCGUACCUGUCUGCAAGGACAAUGUCGUUUGUCUCUCGCCACGUUUGGCACAGAGCUUGGGGAACAUGGGUCAAGUCUGUGUGUGCGUCCGUGUCACCAGCACGAUCCACCUCAUUGAUCCAAACACCCUGCAGAUUGCUGAGGUCGAUGGGAACACGUACUGGCGCAACCCCUUCAACAGUCUCUGUCACCCACGGCAACUGGAGGAGUUCAUUGUCAUGGACACUGACAUCAUAAGAGAUCAGAAGCUGGGAGCUGGAGCAGGCUUGAGGUCCAAUAAGCACACUCUGGCUGAGGUGUGGGUUCAGAAAACAUCAGAGCUGGACACCAGUCAGCAGUAUCACUGCCGGACAUUCCUGGGCCACCUGCUCAACAUCGGAGACCUGGUGUUGGGGUUUGAUUUUGCCAAUGCCAACAUCAACGAUGAGAGUCUGAAUAAGAUGAACCCUCACCAUGUUCCUGACGUGGUGCUGAUCAAGAAGAGCUACGACCGCAGCAGGAGGGUGAAGCGCAGGAACUGGAAGCUGCACGAGAUGUCCAGAGACCGAGAUGGCCUGGACACGGAUGAUGAGAGACAAUACCAGGACUUCCUGGAAGACCUGGAGGAGGAUGAGGCUCUGAGGAAGAAUGUCAACAUCUACAGAGAUGCAUCAAAGAUCCCGGUGGAGAGCGACACUGAUGAUGACGGAGCACCUUGCAUCUCCCUGAUGGAGAUGCUGGAGGAGCUAAGUCUGUCCGAUGCCACGGGAGGAGAGGGUGCCGACAUGAUGACAGAGUGACGAGGCGACAUCCUGCCUCUGUGGCACUGAGCGCUGAUCUGUACAAACAAAGAUCCACUGAUGACACAAUGAUACAGUUUCCAUGCUUGAAUCCGACAGGUUUAGCAGUGUUUUAACCAUUUAGAGAAAAAUCCACAGCUCAUCAGAGCUGAAAAUCUUUCAUCUGUGGAUUAAAAUGGUAACAAAUACCUUUCCUCCAUGAAACUAUCGGACCUGUAAACUAAAGAUUUUCAGCUAUUUCUAAUAAUGUUAUACCCUUCAUCAUGAUGUAGAAAUGCAGUGCUCAUAGGUCACUAUAUCAAAAAUAAAUAUGUCAUGCUCAGUUUUCAGAGAUA
Molecule: messenger RNA, 1976 nt
Organism: Solea senegalensis (Senegalese sole)
Lineage: Eukaryota; Metazoa; Chordata; Actinopteri; Pleuronectiformes; Soleidae
Gene: nmd3
Product: NMD3 ribosome export adaptor
Exons: 16
Coding region: 127-1641 (504 amino acids)
Biological process (GO): ribosomal large subunit export from nucleus
Cellular component (GO): cytoplasm; nucleus
Molecular function (GO): ribosomal large subunit binding
Source: RefSeq, a predicted model, not a curated record